GUGACGGAAGGAGAAGAGGAGGCGGAGGUUUCAGCAAUGGAUCAGUACUCUGCGUCGACCAUCGCAGCUGGAAUCGCAGGAAAUUUGUUCGCCUUCGUUCUGUUCGUGUCGCCGAUGCUGACGUUUAGGAGGAUAAUCAGGAACGAGUCGACGGAGGAGUUCUCGGGGUCGCCCUACGUCUACUCGCUGAUGAACUGCUUGAUCUGCAUGUGGUACGGGCUGCCGUGCGUCGGCGGCGUCGUGCUCGUCGCCACCGUCAACUCCGCCGGAGCCGUCUUCCAGUCGGCCUACGUCGGCGUCUUCAUUUUCUACGCCGACCAGGCCAGAAAGUUGAGAAUGAUAGCAAUGUUCAUGGGAGUCCUAUGCACUUUUAUCGCCAUUGUUUACGCCAGUUUGGAGUUCUUCGACCCUCUAAACCGAAAGACCUUUGUUGGAUACUUGAGCGCAGCUUCACUCAUCUCCAUGUUUGCUUCUCCUCUGUUUAUCAUCAAUUUGGUGAUCAGGACUAGAAGUGUGGAGUUCAUGCCAUUCUACUUAUCCCUUGCCACCACCUUGAUGAGCCUGUCUUUCUUUGUAUAUGGGAUGCUAUUGCAUGACUUCUUCAUAUAUAUUCCAAAUGGGAUCGGAGCUCUCCUUGGGGCUGUUCAAUUGUUAUUGUAUGGCUAUUACGGUGGAAAAUCUAGAGAGCGGUCUAUUUUGCAAUUGUUGGCUUGAUAAAAUAAUUGUGUGUUCAUUUAUUUUGCACUUCUUUUUUUGAUUGGGGAAUCAAAUAAAUGUUUACUCUCUUUGUAGUUGAUCCGGUCGAGAUAAGGGAAUGGGUCGACUGUUUGAGGGAUCAAAGCAGAGCACCACAAAUAGGUCGGACACGGAUAGGGUUGCUGCUAAGCGAGAGUCUCCUAUCGGCUCGGCGGGUGGCUAAAUCGCCUUGAGGUCGACCAACUAGAACCUGCAGAUCACUAGAAGCGACGACCACACGACACUAGUUCUAGAACCUUCUCAAUCGCUAACGAGCAAUCACAGAGAAGAAUUUAGAAGGGAGGCCUAAGCGAACUGUGGUAAAACUCCACAGACCUCAAAUUCGGCGCACAGUAGAAAUAAUGAAAAUAACUAAUUAGUAGAAAAGUAGCCUUGUCUAAUUGCGCUCGUUUAUACAGCACUCUUAUACUAGCUUGAUCGAAGAGUGUAAUAAAAUCUUCAGGGCGCGUAG
Molecule: messenger RNA, 1207 nt
Organism: Zingiber officinale
Lineage: Eukaryota; Viridiplantae; Streptophyta; Magnoliopsida; Zingiberales; Zingiberaceae
Product: bidirectional sugar transporter SWEET2a-like
Exons: 6
Coding region: 37-714 (225 amino acids)
Biological process (GO): carbohydrate transport
Cellular component (GO): membrane
Molecular function (GO): sugar transmembrane transporter activity
Source: RefSeq, a predicted model, not a curated record